CAACUAGUGAUGCGUUAAAUUUAUUUUUAUUUAUUCGACGAUAAUAGUAUCAAUUUGGUGCCGACGAUAAAGACCAUUGAAAAAAUGUGGUUGAAAUACAGUUGGAACGAUUGAUUUUUAUUGAUUCACCGCAAGUUUUAUUAAUAAUAACAAGCUAUUAUUAGGUAGUUGUCAGCAAAGACUUAUUCAGACUGAAGAGGGGGGCCGAUUCAAGAAAUUGUUUGAACCGUUUUGAUCAAAGCAGAGUGAAAAUUGUUGUGAAUUUUUAGUCAGUAAUUGAAAAAUACUAGACCACCUGGCACCGAAUGUGUAUGGGAAAUAAAUGUGAAUGAGGUGGUGAACGGUGAUCAAUAGUCAAUUCGAUCGAAAUUAGAUGUGAGCCCGUGACUUGAUUGGAAGACGUGUAUUUAUUGAGUAAGUAUAAGAUAAAAUUCAUCGCCCACAACCAUGAAUCGGAACAAAGAAAGAAAGUCACGGGACCCAAAUCCAGUUUCAAAGGCUUCAAUUCUAUCAAAACUUACGUUUUGGUGGCUGAAGCCAAUGCUUACAAUUGGAAUGAAGCGUGCCAUUGAAGAAGACGAUAUUUAUGCUGUAACAAAUAGCAUGAGAAGCGAUACAAAUACAGAGGCUUUUGCACAGCUAUGGCAAUUAGAAUUGAAGAAAAAGAAACCAAGCAUUCUACGAGUUAUGCUUAAAUUACACGGGUUUAAGGUUAUAUCACUUGGUAUGCUGUUCUCAUUUGGAGAAACGUUAGCUAGAGUAAUUCAGCCAAUUUGCCUAGGAGGCUUGGUCGGCUACUUUGCACAAACCGAAGAAAUUAACAUAACACUAAACGAUGCAUAUUGGUAUGCAACGGGAAUUGUAUUGUCAACUGCUUUCAUGACAAUCACAUUUCAUCCAUUCAUUUUGUUCAUAUUUAAAACGGCUUGUAAAGCUCGUGUCGCAUGCAGCGGAUUGAUUUACCAAAAAACGUUGCGACUUUCAAAGUCACUGACCGAAGAAGGCCAGAAUGGUAAAAUCAUCAAUUUGCUAUCAAGCGAUUUGGCAAAAUUUGAUAUUGGACUGGCUUUUUUACACGACACAUGGAAGGGGCCUUUGGAAGCUAUCGUUUUUUUUCUCGUGAUUUACAUAGAAAUUGGCAUAUCGGCCGUAUUUGGAAUGGCAUUUUUGGCCAGUUUCAUACCAUUACAAGCUUGGAUCGGUCGUCGAUCAGCGCAACUACGUAUGAAAAAUACCCUACGCACGGAUUUCCGUGUGAAAAUCAUGAACGAAAUUCUACUAGGCAUUCAAGUCAUUAAGAUGUACGCUUGGGAAAAAUCGUUCGCUAAAAUGGUCGAUCAAAUUAGAAAAAAAGAAGUAAAUGUGAUCCGUUCAAUUGCCUACAUUCGGGCGACUAUCAAUUCAUUCACAAUGAUAUCAAAGGUGUCGAUAUUUUUGAGUUUGGUUUCAUACAUUUAUUACGGCAAUGCAAUUACGGCGCGAAAAGUUUUUAUCGUUUCAUCAUAUUUUAAUAUUUUGAAUUUAUCUAUGGUCUAUUUUUGGCCAAUGGCAUUAACACACACUGCUGAGGCGUACAUAUCAAUAAAACGUGUACAAGAGUUCCUUCUUCGGCCCGAGUCCAAACGCCCAGAAAAGCCAAAUUAUAAAAAUAGUAACAUACUCAAUGGUGGCAUCGCUUCCAAAACCAAUGGUUUCCCAGUGUUUGAUAAGUCCAAUCAAAAAAAUUCCGAUGCGAUUGCAGACCAAGAGAAUGGAGUAGCUACUAUUGCCUACACUCAACAAUUGAAUGAAACACCAUGUAAACGUGUUCAGUCUAUAGACGGUGCUGAAAAGUUUAUUCGAUUUGAGAACGCGUCGGCGGUGUGGGAACUGAGCGAAACUCGUCAAAUGAACGGAAUAUUUGAGAUGAGUCUCGAGAUCAAGCCGGGGCUGUGCGCGAUUGUUGGUCAAGUUGGAUCGAGCAAAUCGACGUUGUUGAACGUAAUUUUGGGCGAAUUGACACUGGACGCUGGUUCGAUGGAGGUCAGCGGUUCAAUUAGCUAUGCGUCACAAGAAGUCUGGAUUUUCGAAGGAUCCGUUCGUGAUAAUAUAGUUUUUGUUGAAGAUUUCGAUGAACAACGAUACAAUAAGGUGGUAGAAGUAUGUGCAUUAGAACGUGAUUUUAAAUUACUACCUCAAGGAGAUGCAACAAUUGUCGGUGAACAAGGAUCUUCAUUGAGCGGAGGACAAAAGGCUCGUGUAAAUUUGGCUCGUGCAAUUUAUAAAAAAUCCGAUAUUUAUUUACUUGAUGAUCCAUUGUCAGCGGUUGACACACAUGUGGGGAAACAUAUCUUUGAGAAAUGUAUAAAAGGAUUUUUGGCGGACAAAAUUUGCGUACUAGUCACACAUCAAUUGCAGUAUUUGAAAAAUGUACAACAUGUCGUUUUGUUGAAUGGUGGAAAAAUUGAAGCACAAGGACCGUUCCAAACGUUACAACGAUUUAAUAAGAAAUCAUUGAUGCAUGCACAAGAAGAAGGCGAUCAAAAUGCCAUUGACACCUUCCAGAAUCGGAUCCGUAAACAUUCAUCAUCAUCAUCAUUUUGCAACGAAGAAGUUGAAGACGAUCCAAAUCAACGCAAAGAGAACCAAGUAAUUGGUUCCAUUAAAUUCCGUACUUACAAAACAUUUUUUAAGGCUGCCCAGAGUAAUAUCUUCGUUAUCAUCGUAUUCAUACUAUUUAUUGUGGCACAAUGUGCCUGGAGUGGUGCCGAUUUCUUUUUGUCAGAAUGGGUGAAUUGGGAGGAAAAAAUCAUAAAAAAUAACGAAACCAAAGUGCCUUUACAAAGAACUACAUCAAACGAAUCAUCAAUCAAGGAAAAUCGUGAAUUUCUCAUUAUGAUGUAUACCAGCAUCAUGGUGAUUGGUACCAUCUGCUACUUAUGUCGUUCGUUUUCCUUCUACCGAAUGUGCUUACGAAUUUCCAUCAACUUACACGAUAUGAUUUUCCGUGGAAUUUCACGAGCAAAAAUGAUUUUUUUCAAUAACAACCCCAGUGGACGAAUACUUAAUCGCUUCGCAAGAGAUAUAAACAAUGUGGACUCCUUGCUGCCAAAUAUCAUUGUUGACGUUCUUGAUUGCUUUUUGCAAUACGUUGCUAUAAUUGUGAUAAAUGGAAUAGUGAAUCCGUGGCUGUUGAUUCCAGCCGUAAUAAUGACCUUCUUGUUUUAUAUCAUGCGUUUAAUUUAUAUCAAUGCUGGACGUAGUUUCAAGAGGAUUGAAGCACUGAGUCGAAGUCCAAUAUUCUCUCAUAUGAAUGCAACGCUUCAAGGACUGUCAACGGUUCGUGCUUUCAACGCGAGCAAAAUUCUGGAGAAGGAAUUUCACGAGUUUCAAGACUACAACACAUCAUGUUGGUAUCUCUUCAUUUGUUCAUCGCGAUGGUUUGCACUCUGGCUGGACGUUGUGUGCCUUCUAUUCGUCACGUUUGUCACGUAUAGCUUUUUAUUGCUUUCAAAUUACACCGAAAGUGGAAAAGUUGGUUUGGCCAUAUUAAGCAGUAUUAAUUUAAUUGGAACAUGUCAAUGGGGAAUGCGCCAGAAUGCCGAAUUAGAAAAUCAAAUGACAUCGGUGGAAAGAAUAGCCGAAUACGCUGAAUUGCCACCGGAGCCACCUCUUGAGUCAGACGAACAAAAUGCACCACCAAAAGAUUGGCCAUAUUAUGGAAACAUCGAAUUCAAAUCGUUAAGCUUGCGUUAUGCAGAAAAUUCUGGUCGAAUUCUGCGAAAUUUGACAUUCCGCAUCAAUGCCAAGGAAAAGGUUGGUGUGGUCGGUCGUACGGGAGCUGGAAAAAGUUCGAUAAUUCAAUCGCUCUUCCGUUUGGCCCAAAACGAGGGUCAAAUACUGAUCGAUGGCAUUGACAUUGGCGUGAUUGGUUUGCAUGAUUUGCGAAAGAAAAUUUCGAUAAUUCCACAAGAAGCAGUUCUAUUCUCCGGCAGUCUUCGAUUCAAUUUGGAUCCGUUUGAAGAACGAACCGAUGAUGAGCUAUGGAAUUCACUCGAACAAGUGGAGUUGAAAUCGGUAAUCGCGUCAUUGCCCGGCGGCAUUGACUGUAAGGUAUUAGACGGGGGAUCAAAUUUCAGCGCUGGCCAACGUCAACUACUCUGUUUGGCACGGGCCAUUCUUCGAAAUAAUCGCAUUUUGAUUUUGGACGAAGCCACCGCAAACGUUGACUCAGAAACAGAUCGACUGAUUCAAGAAACCAUACGCAAUAAAUUCGCCGAUUGUACGGUCAUUACGAUCGCACAUCGAUUGCAUACGGUCAUGGACAGUGAUAAGAUACUUGUCGUUGAUGCCGGAGAAAUUAUGGAAUUUGGUCAUCCAUUUGAAUUGAUACAGAAAUCAGACGGUUUCUUUAAACGAUUACUCGAUCAAACAGGCAGCUCAACAGCGACAGCUCUGACACUGGUCGCCAAAGAGAGCUACGACAAAUGCCAUGCAAAACAAGAAUGAAACGACUUCAAGUGGAGGGGUCAGGCCAUGACUUCACAGCAGUUUAAACAUACUCGUCAAUUUCAAAAUCUGAUUCAUUUACUUAAUUUAGAAUAAGGUCUUUUAAGACGGCGUAUCAUUUUGCGGAUAUUUUGUGAUUAUUUUGUAUUAUUCUUUUUGAGUAGCUCAAAUUAGACUUUAAUUGAUGUACCCAAAUGAUUUUACUUUUAAAUUAAAUUAAAACGACACAUUUUUAGAAUAUUA
Molecule: messenger RNA, 4731 nt
Organism: Contarinia nasturtii (swede midge)
Lineage: Eukaryota; Metazoa; Arthropoda; Insecta; Diptera; Cecidomyiidae
Product: multidrug resistance-associated protein 4-like
Exons: 17
Coding region: 448-4488 (1346 amino acids)
Biological process (GO): transmembrane transport
Cellular component (GO): membrane
Molecular function (GO): ATP binding; ABC-type transporter activity; ATP hydrolysis activity
Source: RefSeq, a predicted model, not a curated record